GCUUCCUCUGCCUUACAGGGUGCGGACGGUAACAUUUUUCUUCUCCGGGUGUCCCAUCUGCACAGCAAAGCUACCCAGAUAAGAGAGGGGGGACCCUGGCCACCAAGAAACAGGACUACCUAUAUGGCCUUCUACCCCUAUUGAGCAGGCUUCCACGAUGGGCAUCUCAAGACGGAAUACAGGUCACCUAUUGAAACGUCCCCCUUUGUCUUCAGGGACUUGCCUAGAACCAAGGGGUGGGAACCCUGGACUUGUAAUUAUAGCAGUCUGUUCCCUCUGGGUUUGUGCCUCCUUGGCCCUGGCUUUAGAGCAGCAGCAGGGGCUUUUCCCAGACCCCUCAACUUGGACACCUGCUGAACUUCCCCCGGAGGAUUUCUCCACAUUCACCUCAGUGCAAAAUGACACGGACCAAUCCCAGGGACCUUGGGGACUAGCCAAAGAGGCUGUCCCUCUGCCUCCUGAGGUGCGGACUGAGGGGCAGACGGCCCCUGGAAACCUUUCCCUUUCCCAUGUGGUUCCUGAAGGUUCCAAAGACAAAGGAGCUUCCAGGCGGACGCGAAACCAGCAAAACCAGAACUCCUCCUCCUUGCUUUCACAGCACAGUUCUCUAGGUCUUGGGUCAAGGCUUCCCCCCCAAAUCAGGGCUUUGCAUGCCAAUGAGACCCUAAGUCUCAAGACCCAGGGUCCCCCAAAAAGCCACACUGAGGAAUCCCUUGCCCAAAUCAACCCGAUAGAUGCUGAUGGCUCCCGAGCCACUGGACUGCCUCAAACUCCAAGCAUCGACUCUUUGGGGACAAUGAGACCAACAGAAUCGGUGGAUCCUAUGGGGGACUGCAAAAUCUGCCUCGGACAUCAAGGUCUGUCCACAGAGUCUGCUGUGCCGGCAGCUGCCUCCAAAGUUCAGGCAGUGAAAUCCAGCUCCAGAGCCUUGUCCCAUCCCCAAUAUGAAGUCGGUUUUGCCCCUUCUCCUUCCAAGGAAGGCUUGGUAUCUGUAAGAACACACCCGAACCCUGGGCCCCCAGAGACACCCAGGCCUCCGAGCCUUCCAAAGGAGGCCAGGGGAGCAUUUAGUGCUGUCCCUUUCCCGAGUUUGGGGGUGUCACGGGGCACAGAGUCAGAGUCCCAUGUUCCCAAACUUUUGAGAGCCUCUCUUUUCUCGCCCAGCUCAGAGAACCCUCGGGGGCAGACCACUUCCACAAGUGCCAUCCUGGCUACCAGCUCUUGGCCCAUCGAAUCUGAACUUCAUUCCAGGGGGCCUAAGAAAGUAGCCCCCGCCUCUAAAGAUUCUUCUCCCAUCAGCCCCCUGGAUCACAUCUGGAGCUCUGCCUUCCCCACACCAACCAGAUUCGAGGAACGUUCUCCCAGUGUGAUUGGCUCUGAUGGGGAGUUCCUGGCAACUAUCAAAGAACACGAAGGGCAUUCUCGAUUGAGAGGCUUUUGUAGUGACCCCAUCCUUCAGCGUGGCCUCCCCACACAGAGGUCCGAGCUAUUGUCUGCAGGCAGUCGUGGGGUCUUUGAAGAAGCAUCCGAGCCGGUGGAAGCUGCUGACUCAGACUUGGGGUUUCUGCCAUCUCUUCCACUAAGGGGAGUUACACCCAAGGGAGGCCUGUCUCCUGCGGCUACGUCAGAGGCCCUGAGCCCCUCAGCCCUGGGGAAUGAGGAGACGGACUCCUCGAUUCUCCUGCCCGAGACCCUUAGGGCUACUUCCGAGCUUCCUCGGCCUGAGCCAACUCGGGACAAUGAAGUGCCCGAUACUCCAAUUACCCGGGAGCCUUCCACGGGCAUGAGCCUGUAUGGACCCACAAGACACGUUAGAACUCUUCAGCCUGGUCCCCACCGACUUGGGGCCGCUUCCAGCCAGCCCUCGUUUCCUGUCUUUCCCGGUGCCUCCUUCCCCACUGGCACAGCGCAGGACUCUGGCUGGGCAGCAGAACCUAAGAUCUUUGUGUCCAGUCCAUCUCCUGCCCCCUUCCCAGAGAGCCCUCUAACGGCUUCUCCGGGGGCUUCAGCCAAACCACAGACCAGCCAGGUGCCUGUUUCCAAUGCGGCUGCCGAAGUUUCCCAGAGCAGUUCUGUAGCAUCUGCCCUCCAAGGCAGCCCAGAGGCUACAGCAGAGCUGUCCCAUCUCUCUGAGAACUCGCCCUUGGCCAGAAACGGCAGCCCGAGCUCCCCGGGGACCAGGGCCACCGGGGAAGGAGCAGAGCUCUGGAUGGCACAGCCAUGGUUAGCCCACACUGCAAGCCCCAGUUCUCGGGUUGGGGGAGGCAGAACAAAGUCGGCCCCUUUCCUUUCUUCCCUCCAGACUCCUGCCCAGAUUAAGACAAGGGCCUCGAAGGCUCCAGUUCUCCCGAAGCCCUCGGCCUCCCCUCAGCCUGUAAUUCCAGAGUCCUUGGGAAUGCCAGAGGAACAGCUGGAGAACAUCUCUGAAGUCGGAGCAGGGUCAGCAAGUCUGGAUCAAGCGGUUCCCACAGACCUGGCGGCAUUCCUGCCUGGAUCUUGGGCCAAGGGCUCCACCCCGACCCCACCGACCACAUGGGCCAACACUUUCCCAUCUGAACUAGAAAAAGCUCAGACUUCUCUUGGUGGAAGGCAAGAGAGAGGACGCUGCCCCCCCGGCAUGAUGUCCCACCCUGUCCUGGGAACUCCGGCUCAUGUCAUUAGGUGGCUGGGCAGCAACCACUCCCCGUCUAAACUGAUGAUUGAGCCCUUAAAAAGGUCCACCUCUCCCAUGGCAGUGCCUUCUCGCCCAGAACCUGGCAGGGGAAUCUGGAGGUCCUGGGGGGUCCUUCCAAACUACCCAUGGUCCACUUCUGAAAGAGAAGGCCUGAUUGCGCUCUCUACAUCUGAAACCGGGGGUGCUGGAGGGGAACUGACCAAGUCCACACCAGUGCUGGAAGAGGACCAGGAUGAAGAUGAUCCAUCCUGGAACCCUAAGUUUGAGAAUCACAAAAUCCCCCUGAAGUUCCGUCUGAACCUGAUCUCCUACAACCCAGCCCUGGCAGACAAUUCUUCUGUCUCCUUCAGGAGACUCAAGUGGGAAGUCACAUUUACGUUUAGGCAGAUGCUGUCCCACAUGAAUGGAUUCCACGAAUUCUAUGUCUUCCAAUUCUUAGAUGGAUCUGUGUUUGUUCAGAGUGAGGUGGAAGUUACAGGAGACCCACGCCCCACGAGCUCAGACAUUAUCCGUUGUAUUGUCACUAUGGUGUAUCAAAAGAUGAAAACAUACUUCUCAUGGAAUGUGGACCUUCCAUCUCUGUCUUCCAAUGGCUAUUGGAUGGAAAAUCUAGAACCAGAGAAACUGCACGUUGCCUUUAGGAUCCCAAAGUCUGGUCUCCUGAGCACCGGCGACGCUCUCCAUUACCUUCUACAAAACCUCACGGAACAGAUGAUGCAGAAUUUGGAGGAGCUGUAUCCUGUAACGAAUAUAGAUUUCUUUGAUAUCAGGGAGAAUCAAGGCAAUCUGUAUCUCAAGGCCGAGGCCUUAUCCCACAGCCAGACCUGGGCAGAUAUCCCCAGCGUCCUAGAAGCCCUGAUUCAUCUGGCCAACCUGUCGGUGGAUCUAAGUUCACUCAGUGUGGAAGGACACUACCUGAAUCUGCAGCUCUUGCCCAUUACCUUCCACAUUAUCAACAGGAAGUUUGAGACAUUUUUGCUGGAGCCCAGAGACCCAGAGCACCAGGCUUUCUUCCAAGACCUGGCUAUUGCGGUGAAACACGCUCUGAGUAGUUACGGCGGCUUGCUGCAGGUGAUAAUUCAGGAUUGCCUGAAUGAUUCCUUCAUCUGUGUGGGAGAGCUACUGUUCCAGAUCCCAUCGCCCGAGGUCCAAGACAUCCUGCAGACCCUGCACAAGGCCAUCACCUCCGAUGGCCAUCUGGCCGACUCCCAGUUCCAAGUGGACUCCAGCUCCUUCUUGAUUGCAGAAGAACACCUGGACUCUCCUGAACCCAAGAAUAGGGCCAGCAUUAUUUCAGCUGCAAUCAGCCUGUCCAUCCUGAUUGUCUUCAUUAGUGCCUUCCUUAUAAUCCAGUGUCUGAGGAACAGGAUCUGCCACGAAGGCGUGUUCCCACGUCCUCCAAACUACCAGAUGCAGAGCGAGAUGAUCGAGUUGGAGAGCCAACAGGCCGAGAGUCCACUUUCUGGGAGAGAUAACUUGGGCUUGCAAGUCGCAUUGGAAGAGGAAUCUUCAAGCAGCUGCUAAAAGACCCCCUUUCUUGUACCAGGAUCUCCGAAGUAAUGAGCAUAGCUCCUCCUGCCUUAACCAAGAAGAGUUGCACAAUCUCAUUUAUUCUCCCUCCCGUUUACCAUCAAUCGGGUGUCUCUACUCAGUCUUUAGAGCUAGGUUCGGACCUGAGCAUGGUUGGUUUUGUGUGUGCAUGGGGAUUUUUUUUUUCCCAGAAAGAAGAUUAUUGUGAAUUAUGUCCUGUUUGGAUGUUUAAAUUAAAAGCAAUUUUUUAAAAAACUGA
Molecule: messenger RNA, 4463 nt
Organism: Antechinus flavipes (yellow-footed antechinus)
Lineage: Eukaryota; Metazoa; Chordata; Mammalia; Dasyuromorphia; Dasyuridae
Product: serine/arginine repetitive matrix protein 2-like
Exons: 13
Coding region: 158-4198 (1346 amino acids)
Source: RefSeq, a predicted model, not a curated record